CCAAAAUGCCCAGACAGUACAGAUCCAUCGCGAUCUAUUAAACUAAGCCUUACCGCACAGCCGCUCUACUUUGAGCUGCCUGUGUAACUCUCGCCGCACGAUGUCACGCGCUGGCCCCGCGUGUAUGACCUGUCGGGAAAAAUGUCGUAAAUGUGACCGCGGCCGACCCAGCUGCCAGAGAUGUAUUUCCAAGGGCCUUGUAUGUCGUGGGUACCCCGACCAAUUCCGCUUCUGCGGUAUUGCCAGUCGCGGGAAGUGGAAAGAUGCACGCAUUCCUGCGGCUCAGAAGGACAUCCCCGGCCAGAGGCAAGUGCAGUCCCAGGCGCAGGAGAGUCCAAAUUCAGACAAGGAGCAGCUGAAUGCGGUUACCAGCGCUGGAUCUACCCCGCCUAUGCCUGAGCCGCGGAGAUCGAGGCGGUUGACGAUCGAUGCCAUGUUGGUGGACUCUGCGCCGGUGGAGGAGGAUAUAACGGCGUUGCUUAAAUAUCGUCAAACGAAGACCCUUAUUCAUCACUAUGAUAACUUUAUUUGCGGCCAUCAGCUGGCCGAGAUUGGGGACGAGAAGGAUAAUCCUUACAGGGCGUACAUUAUACCCUUAGCUAAAAAGCAAAUCGGGCUGCUAUAUGCGGUUCUGGGGCUUUCUGCCGUCCAUCUUGGGAGACUUACUGAGGAUACCACAAUGCAUGAAACGACGGCCGUUGAGUACAGAUUGAAGGCGAUCCGCGCUUUGGGCGAGCAGAUCUACAAAAGUCAGACUGCUUCGCUAUCGGAGGAGGAGCAGGAUGCCAUUUUUGCAACGAUCCAAAUUUUAUUACUGCAUGAUAUUGCGGAAACGGGGAUAUCUGAGCAUGGGGUGCAUAUCACAGGGGCAAUGUCUGUGUGUAAAAGCAUUCUCGCUGCAGAGGGAUUCAACGGUCGGCGACAGAGAGCUGUUUUCUUCAUAGGCAAUCUUGCCUGGCUAGAUAUCAUCCGUGCCUUUUCUGGAACUAGGCGGCUCUGCUUUACCCAAGAUAUUCGCGAGAUGGUCGCCAGCGCCAGUGGUGAUAGAUUCGAACUGGUCAAUGGCUGCCCACGGGAGAUCUUCCUGGUCAUUGGAAGAGUUAUGGAUAAAGCAAAGGAGUACAAAAAUGGCUGGACAACUGACGACGACUUUCGUUCCACAUUACUUCUCGCAAAUCGGGAGCUAUACUCCUGGAACCCAGGGGACAAAACAUACCCAAGUGCAGACCCGCGAUGGCUGAAUGUGGCCGUGGCGUUUCAGUUUGCUUGCAUACUGCACGUACAUCGAUUGCUGGACCCAUUACGGCCUGCUAGAAGUCCUGAGAUACAAGAAGCUGUCACAAGGAUUCUGGAUUCGACGGCUGUUAUUCCUGCCGACUCUACCCUGAUCGAGCUGUUAAUUCUUCCGCUGUUCAUGGCAGGCACGGAUUCGCUUUCUCCGCAUUCACAAUACUAUAUCCUUGGAAGGUACAGGGAAAUAGAACGGCGAUCCGAGAUGCGCAACCCUGUACCAACCGAUCUCCUGAAGCAACUGUGGGCAGCUCGCUCUGCGCAGGCGCCUGGGCACGAGGAGAACAUUUCCUGGCGAGAUUUUACAUGUUUCCCCCAGUUGACGCAACAACAUGAUUUCCUGAUAAUUUGAUCACUCCGUGAAUAUAGUUGAAGAUAUUGUUCUGUGGCGCAGGUCGGAGCCCGGUCGGAGGUGCCGCCACCUGCCUAAUCAGGAAGUAUCACCAAUUGGUGGGGCACUGGGUCUGGAUGACCGCAGAUGCAAGAGGCAAAAGCGUCACCCAAGCAGACAACCCGCUGAUGUCUUAGCCAAAGGUUAUAAAAGGGAGGGGUGUGCCCCUCAUUUGCAAUUCAUCCGCAAACUUACAGACACUACGAAUUACCAUGGCUACCUCGAAAGAAUGGCAGAAGAUGCUCAACGGCGAGCUCUACUGGGCCUGGGAUGCCGAUCUGCAGGCUAAUCGCGAGCGAUGCAAAGAAGCCUGCAAAAAGUUCAACGAGGCAGGGCCAGUUUCCCGGCGGCGGCGUGUCGAACUAUGGCGAG
Molecule: messenger RNA, 2053 nt
Organism: Aspergillus versicolor CBS 583.65
Lineage: Eukaryota; Fungi; Ascomycota; Eurotiomycetes; Eurotiales; Aspergillaceae
Exons: 6
Coding region: 101-1642 (513 amino acids)
Biological process (GO): positive regulation of transcription by RNA polymerase II
Cellular component (GO): nucleus
Molecular function (GO): zinc ion binding; DNA-binding transcription factor activity, RNA polymerase II-specific; transcription cis-regulatory region binding
Source: RefSeq, a predicted model, not a curated record